AUGGCUGACCGAAAUUUCGCUGACGUGAAGUUUACAUUAAGUAACGGAGUCAAGAUGCCCGCUGUUGGUUACACAGCAGCAGUUUACCAGAACGAACGUUUCUUGGGUGACGCGUUACGUGAUCUAUUACCUAAGUACGGUUUACAACGUAGCGAUGUUUACAUCACAACUAAAUUGUCGCCGUCCGACCAAAGCGCUGAACUAGUUCCGAAAGCAUUCAACAAAUCAUUAGAAAACUUAGGUCUUGAAUAUAUAGAUCUGUAUUUAAUACAUUUCCCUGGCGCUGCUAGAAUAAAUUCGAGCGAUCCUAAGAAUGAGGCAUUAAGAAACGAGACCUGGGACGCUAUCACGAAAAUAUAUAAAACAGGCAAAGUAAAAGCAAUUGGUGUAUCGAAUUUCACUGUACGACAUUUAAUGCAGUUACAAAAAUCAUCAUCAAUAGAGCCUAUGGUUAAUCAGGUUGAAUGGCAUCCUCAUUAUUAUGAAAGCGAUCUCCUGGAGUACUGUAAUACACAUAAUAUAAGACUACAAGCUUACUGUUCGUUUGGUGGUCAAGCUAUAAGAAAUAAUUCCCUAAUGGAAGAUUCUAUAGUUAGGGAUAUUUCUGUCAAACAUGAUGCAACACCAGCGCAAGUACUAUUAACAUGGGCCCUACAACGAGGAAUAGCAGUUAUACCAAAAUCGGUUACCCCACAGAGAAUUAAAGAAAAUAUUCAGCUCAGUAUAAGAAUGUCUCAAGAAGAAAUGUCUUUAUUAGAUUCCCUUAAAAAUAAAGGCCUGAAAUACGCUUGGGAUCCCAAUCCUAUUGCUUGA
Molecule: messenger RNA, 813 nt
Organism: Danaus chrysippus (African queen)
Lineage: Eukaryota; Metazoa; Arthropoda; Insecta; Lepidoptera; Nymphalidae
Source: the annotation of a GenBank genome assembly